Molecule: messenger RNA, 1653 nt
Organism: Sparassis crispa
Lineage: Eukaryota; Fungi; Basidiomycota; Agaricomycetes; Polyporales; Sparassidaceae
Exons: 5
Coding region: 1-1653 (550 amino acids)
Source: RefSeq, a predicted model, not a curated record
AUGUGGACUCUGCCUUCACGCACGGCGCCUGACUCGGAUCUCCGACGCGUGGCCACCACGCCGCCAUCGUGCACGAGUCAACGGUCUCUCAAGAUCUCUGCGGACAGCACCGUCGAGUACUACACCGUCCGAGGCCCGCUCACCCACGCGCGACCGCGGAUCCACUCAGGCGACCUCACCCCCGUCGCCGAUCCCAUCGCGAAGCUCACUCGAGAGUGCAGCGCGCUGCGCAUCCGCCUCGCCACCGUGGAGCGCCUCGAGCGGCGCGGAAGCACCCCGUACGGCCCGUCCCCCAUCUCCGCGCGCACCCCGCCCUCUGUCACCCUCGACCUGGCGCUCGACUCCGCCUACGCCCAGCGCAAGGCCGCGCGCACCCACAUCCACGGCGAGGUCAUGAAGCUCGCCGAGCGCUACAAGGUCCUCGAGCAGACCCUCCGCGAGAUGCAGGAGACGCUCCGCAUGAAGGACAGAGAGAUCGACGCGCUCCGUAAGGAGCGCGACAGACUGCUUGCAGAGCGCGAGCUCAACCGCGAGAAGAGCCGCAGUCCCGCCCGCACGCCCCCGGCCCGGACAAACGGUGCGGACAGACAUCAGCGGCAUCGCGACCCCAGUCGGAGCAGGGGCCAAGUGCACAGGACAGAAGAGCCACCACCAGUACCUCUGGGACCGCGGAUGUCGCUCGACGCAGAGCACGCGGCGCGUGCACGCAGUUUGGAUGUAUUCCUGACAAAGACAGACAAUUGGUCCGGUGCGCAAGUUAUCCAGGCGGUCGAAGACCUGAACGCAGAAAUUUCCCAGUUCGCAGCAUCCGCAACAGAGUCCUGUACGUUUACAAAACAGGGUAAGCCUCGUGCACAGGCGCUGGAAAUGCUCAGAGACGGCGCGCCCUGGCUAGGCUCACCACUGAUACGCGUGCUCGCGACGCGCGAUCACACGCAGGAUCCAAUCAUGGUGCAACUCGCGUUGCAGACGAGCAUCGCAACAUGUUGUGCGCGCUCGCUCUCCCUGUUUUGUGUCGGGUUCCCGUCCAAGCUUGAUGCUCUGCUCUCGCGCGUCCUCGCACACCUCCAGGCGACCGAGCCACAAGCUACGUCGUCGAGAUGGCGGUCGCUCACGCAUCGCGCCAUCCGCGUGUUAUACCCCGGCCUCGAAGAGUACGCCGUCACGGAACUGGUAACGACAAUGCUCCGUUGGUCCGCCGCCGUCUUUGCGAUCUCAGGCUCGGAUGCCUCGUCUCCGUCGACUGCGCUGCACUCGUUGAGCAGCCAGUUGCGGCGCAUCGCAGAGGCGGCGUACAAGCUCGCGCGGAUCACGCGCGAGGAGAUCCUCUCCACGAGCUUCGAGGUGGUGUUCGUCGAGAGCGGGGACGCGUACGAGGACGCGCGGAUGACGAACAAGAUGCGCGACUACGGCGAGGGCGUCGCGGGCGCGGAGGAGCUCGCCGCGCACUGUCCCGCCGCGAAUGGGCGAGCGAGCCGCGAGAGCGGUAGGGUGCUCUGCACAACCGAGCUGGGGCUGCGCUGUGUGACGCGCAAGGAUACCAGGACCUUUGCUGCGGAGGAGGUGGGUGCGGGCGAGCUGUUCGAGUCGAGGAUGUUGUUGCUACCCAAGGUGGUGCUCGAUUCUGCUAUGGAGGCGAUAGAGCGCGGAUAG